AUGAUGGCAAUUCAAACGGGUGUGAAACCAAGGAAUGUACUUGGGAUGCGGUGUACCAUAACAGAGUGUGUGGGAGCAACCCCUUGGUUGUUUUGGUCAGCCUCGGCAAGCCAGCCGUCGGGGCGUCGUGAUUUAGUGUUUCCCAAUGGUGAAAAAGAUCAUGCCCAAAGGCGAGCUGACAACAAAUUUAUUGAUGCCGAUGUCGAAAAUGUUAUUAUAGAAACA
This is a messenger RNA of Brenthis ino (lesser marbled fritillary), 225 nucleotides long. The record is from the annotation of a GenBank genome assembly. NCBI's taxonomy places the organism in Eukaryota, Metazoa, Arthropoda, Insecta, Lepidoptera, Nymphalidae.